Messenger RNA from Oldenlandia corymbosa var. corymbosa, 1933 nucleotides. Lineage: Eukaryota; Viridiplantae; Streptophyta; Magnoliopsida; Gentianales; Rubiaceae. The record is from the annotation of a GenBank genome assembly.
ACUUUACUAUUACAAACUUACAAAAUUAUUGUCCAAAUUAAAUUUUUCAUUUUUAAAUACAUUUUGAACUAAAAAUGAAAACAUUCAAAUUGAAUAAGUAUAAUUUUCUUUACAUUUUUUCAUACUACAAAAUAUUUGAUAUUUUUCUAAGAGAUGAGGAUAUUUUCUGAUAUUUGAUCAAACUUCAGGGAAGGUAGUGAAAUUCGCUCAUCUUCUAUUGUAGUGUAUCUUUGGACUUUGAUAAAUCUCCGGUCGGACUCCAUGAAAAAACACUGAGAAUUGCAAGUUGAGGAAAAAUGAUAAUCAACCAUCUUUCCAGAUUUCAAUCUUUCCCUUCGACUCUGACCCAAUUCUUCUCCUCCAAAACUCGCCAUCAACAAUUCAUCAUACACUGCACCCUCUUAUCCAAAUCUUUCUCAACAAAUCUGUUAACCAAAACCCCCAACAAAAACCCCUCCACACUGCCACAGCCAAUAAGCUCAGAAAGUCCUGAACUUUCCGACGUACAAAUCUCCAUUGACAAGCUCUUUUUGCCGCCGGAUACCGAUGUUUCUUCUUUCACAGCCCCUUUGAGUAGCAGGGUUUUAAAGGGCUCUAACAUUGUGCUUAGCAAGUAUGCUAGUGAUUCGCAGGUGGUCUCUGCUGAGUUUAUCAAGAGCAGUGUGAAAACUGAGGACUGCCCUUCUGACGGUUUACCUGAAUUUGCUCUCGUUGGGAGGUCUAAUGUUGGGAAAUCAUCACUUCUUAAUUCACUUGUUAGGCGGAAACGUCUGGCCCUCACUUCCAAGAAGCCUGGGAAAACACAAUGUAUUAACCAUUUUAAAAUUAAUGAUAGCUGGUACCUUGUCGAUUUGCCUGGAUAUGGGUAUGCCGCUGCACCACAGGAAUUGCGGACAGACUGGGAUAAGUUCACUAAAGAUUAUUUCCUCAAUCGGCAAACUCUUGUUUCAGUAUUUCUUCUGAUAGAUGCGAGUAUUCCUGCCAAACCGAUUGAUCUUCAGUAUGCUAGUUGGCUGGGAAAGAAUCAGGUAAUUGCCCUUUUCAAUACUCUUUUGAACAAAAAAAAUUGGUAUGGGAAUGACAAUGAAGACGAACUUUUUGCUCAACUGUGAUCAAUUUCAUUUCUGUGGAUGUGGCAAUGUGCUUCAUUUUCAUUGGAACCAGUCCUGUAUGGUGGAGAGCUAGUACAUCCUGGCGUUCAGCUUUUUCUUGUCUUUCCACUUCUGACUAGUUUGUUUAAUUGAGAAUGUUUUCCUUUUUCUUUCAGAUUCCAAUGACCUUAGUUUUUACCAAAUGUGACAAACGGAAAAAGAAGAAAAACGGAGGGAAAAGACCCGAAGAAAAUGUGCAGGAUUUUCAGGAUUUAAUUCGCCACUUUUUCCAAACUGCUCCCCCAUGGAUUAUGACCAGCAGUGUAACCAAUCAAGGUCGUGACGAGAUAUUGCUGCACAUAUCUCAGUUGAGAAACUACUGGCUCAAGCAUUAGGGGUAAACAAACAUCCAGUCCUCUCCGGUUCUUUCUUCACUGUAUCUGUUGUGAUUUGAAACUAUCAAAGCCAUCCCUCUGUUCCAGGGAGUUUGAGCGGCUUGAGCAUUAUGCGUCUAUUGCUGCUCUGGCUUUUCUGGGGCAUCUCCUUCUGAAGUUUUGAUCUGAGAGCUAGUGCAUAUGAACCCAUAGGAAAUGUAAGAUCACUUGAUUAUUAUCAUUGGGUAAAGAAUCUUUGUAAACCAGAGUUAAUAAGUUAAAUGCCUCUUAUUUUCUUUGUAUAUUAUAGAGGUGAAGAAAAUCAAUGAAAAAUGCCCUUGUUCAUUGCACAUACCACAUAUAAGCAAAAACGUUACAAAAGUGCCUAUUCAGACACUUUCUCUGAUCAUUUAUAUGCCCAGUGAGAAGAAACAAGCCGACAUUUCUCUGAUCAUUAAUUGUAUGCCC